This is a messenger RNA of Mizuhopecten yessoensis (Yesso scallop), 5185 nucleotides long. Its product is annotated as vacuolar protein sorting-associated protein 4A-like. Bases 161 to 1492 code for a protein of 443 amino acids. Lineage: Eukaryota; Metazoa; Mollusca; Bivalvia; Pectinida; Pectinidae. The transcript is spliced from 12 exons. Gene Ontology annotation, biological process: vacuole organization; endosomal transport. The record is from RefSeq and is a predicted model, not a curated record. Gene Ontology annotation, molecular function: ATP hydrolysis activity; ATP binding.
AUGUGAUCAAAUUUUUUACCCGGAAGUGGCUAUCCUCCAUUUCAGACAGCAAUGAAUCAACCGACGAAAGUCGUCUAAAACCGGGUUGUACCAUUGAUAUUGAUUAACGCUCUGUCCAUUAUAGCCCAGUUUCUUUGCAGACCGUAACCAUACUUCAUUCAUGGCAACCUUACAGAAAGCUAUUGACAUUGUUACCAAAGCCACAGAGGAAGAUAAAAACAAGAAUUAUGAAGAAGCCUUAAAGUUAUAUGAACAUGGAGUGGAGUAUUUUCUCCAUGCCAUGAAAUAUGAAGCUCAAAGUGACAAGGCCAAAGAAAGCAUCAGAGCUAAAUGUAUGCAGUAUCUUGACCGUGCAGAGAAGUUAAAGAAAUAUGUUUAUGGUAAAAAGAAAAACCCGGUCGCUGAUGGAGGGGGUGGUACCCUGGGAGGAAAAAACAACAAGAAAGGAAAAUCAAUUGAUAGCGACUCGGAUGAUGAGAAGGCUGAUCCAGAAAACAAAAAGUUCAAUGACCAAAUUUCAGGAGCAAUUGUGAUGGAAAAACCCAAUGUGAACUGGGACGAUGUCGCUGGACUUUAUCAGGCUAAAGAGUCCUUAAAAGAGGCGGUCAUUUUACCAGUAAAGUUUCCUCAUCUUUUCACAGGCAAACGUAAACCGUGGCGAGGAAUUCUAUUAUUUGGGCCUCCUGGUACCGGAAAGUCCUACUUGGCAAAGGCUGUGGCUACUGAGGCUGACAACUCGACGUUUUUCUCAGUAUCAUCUGCAGAUUUGGUGUCCAAAUGGCUUGGAGAGAGUGAGAAAUUGGUAAAAACACUCUUCCAACAAGCAAGGGAACACAAACCCAGCAUCAUAUUUAUUGAUGAAGUGGAUGCCCUCUGCUCAUCCCGAGGGGAGGGUGAGUCAGAGUCAAGUCGACGUAUCAAAACCGAGUUCUUGGUACAGAUGCAGGGAGUGGGGAAUGACAAUGACGGGGUACUUGUGCUUGGCGCCACUAAUAUACCCUGGGUACUUGAUUCGGCCAUCAGGAGGAGAUUUGAGAAGAGAAUAUACAUCCCGUUACCAGAGGCUCCAGCUAGAAUGGCCAUGUUUAAGCUUCACUUAGGGGCCACCCCACACAACAUACAAGAACAUGAGUUCAAACAACUCGGCGAAAGAUCAGAUGGGUAUUCAGGAGCAGAUAUAAGUAUCGUUGUAAGAGACGCAUUGAUGCAGCCUGUGAGGAAAGUACAGACAGCCACACACUUCAGGAGAGUACGUGGCCCCUCCAGAAGCGAUCCCAACGUGAUAGUUGAUGACUUGUUGACCCCUUGCUCGCCGGGGGCUCCGGGCGCUUUCGAAAUGUCCUGGAUGGACGUACCCGGAGAAAAACUACUUGAACCUAUAGUUAGUUUGAGUGAUAUGCUUAUGUCUUUGGCAACCUCAAAGCCGACUGUCAAUGAGGAGGAUUUGAAACGCCUACAGACGUUUACAGAGGAUUUCGGACAAGAAGGAUGAUGCUUCCUCACUUAUAUCUGUUGUGAUCAGUGCUGUGUUACGACGUGUUACGACUGUAACGGUCAUGCAUGAGUUCAUUUGUGCAAAAAAAAAUAUUCAUUUGCCCACAAACGAGUGCAUACGUGCGUCCUUGCAUCUGUGAAAUGAUGUGACGUGGGAUUAAACUUUUUAAAAACUCUUUCGUCAUUUCAAAAGAAAGUUGUUGUUGAUAUAUUGUUAGGUCAUUCUUGAUACGAAUUAUGAAGAUGACAUUGUUUCAUACUUAACAAUCGUAGCCAUAUCACUAGAUAUGAUUGCUGCAAAAUUAUCAUUAUUUUUUUGUGCACGAAAGAGCUGAUUUCGACUAUAGUCCUUUCAUAGCUGACAAUGUGAUAGACUAGAUAACAUAUAUAUAAAUCAGCUUUACAUGUGACUUCGGGACAAUGAAAUGGAUUCAAGUUAACUGUUUAUCUGUGAGACUUCAUAGCUUCUGAAGAAUUUGCCUCCCUCGUUUUGCCUCGAAAAAUUUGUUAGCGAAUCGUCCAUGUUACAAAGGCCACUGAUUUCACAACGGCCAAAAUAUUUAGAUCAGGGCAACCCUGAACUCAUUUUUGUCCUCUCCUUUUAUUUUGACCAAGUUUUGAUAAGCACUGUCAAAGUCUGUAUUCUUGCUUUUUAUAAAAAAAACACAUUGAACGUUCAACAGAAAAUGGCUCAACAUUGAACGUACAAUUAUAGAUGGUGGACACCAAAAGAAAGAACUAUUGGGAUGAGUGGUACAAGAUUAAAAAAUAAUUUCUGGAACGGAUCUCCAACAUCUUGAUAUAACAAGGGUUUUCUUCUUGGACUUGUAUAUUCCCUGAGGGAAGGUAUUGCUUAAAGAUCCCUGUCCCACUGCACUGUUGUUUUCCCUAUAUACAGUUACCUCCCCUUAACCUCCGUUUGGAUAUUACUGUAGCACAAUUGGGCCUGUAUCAUUCUCUUCACCAUUGUCAGUGAUGGUAUAACAAUCUGAAGUCCUGGGUUCGAAUCCAGGUCUAGCCCCACAGAAUAUUUUACACUCGAAACACUGUUGUUGAUGUUAUUUUGUUUAUUUCAUUUCGUUACGUUUUCAUAAAAGUCCUGUAAGGAUAAUUUUCAUUUCAAAAAUGAUUUACAAGAAUUCGAACUAUAGACAUGUUUGUAAAAAAAGUUUUGAAUGCAUGGUUUCAAUUUUUUGGCAGCAGUACUGGGAUUUCUUAAAUUUGGAAAAACAAUGUUUGAAAAAUGUACUUGAAACUAGCCGGCUGUGAGGAAAUGAGUUUUUUUUUCUCUUUUCUUUCUUGCAAAUUAGAUUACAGAAAAAUUACAUGAAUGGAUAAUUGGUUUAAAUAAACAUGAGUGUUUUUUUAGUAAGAAUUCCUGUUGUCAUUUGUUAAGGAGAUAUAAUGAUACCUGUGAAAUGUGCUUCUUUCAAAAGAGUUCCCUUCAAAGAAAUUUGUAGAAUUUAAGGUAGGAACAAAUACAACUGUUGGUUUUCAUAAUAAUGUCAAUUUAUAGGUUAUUAUAUAGUAGUAAGAGCAACCCCAUCCUCUGACAAUUUCAGUAACUAAUGACUUUUCCGGUUCUACGCGCAUUCCCUCACACAACUGUGAGCUAGUGUGGUGUACAAAUUUCAACUCCUUGCAUACAAAUGAAGGCUGUACAUACACCAUAGUCUGCUUAGACAAAAAACUUGAUCUGAGUCUAACUUUGCAUAACUGAAUUGUAUAACUUCCGUAUGUCUUCUCUAUAUUAUUUUCCUAGAUAUACAUAUCAUUGUUUACAGCUAUAUAUAGACUUGCCGAGAAUGGUACUGGUUGGCACGGAAAAACAGAAGAGCUAAAUUUUCAGCACUACCAAGACAAAAAACUUGAUCUGAGCCCAACUUUGCCUUGCUGAGUUGUAUAACUUCCCUGUAUCUUCCCUAUAUCAUUUCACUGGAUGCAUGUAUAAUUGUAUACAGCUGUAUAUGGACUUGCCAAGAACUAUACUAGUUGGUACGGAGAAAAAAACAUGAGCUUAAUCUUCAGCAGUCGAAGGUAUUACCAGUUGCAAUUAGCUUUGGUUUUAUUCCAACUCAUGAGCUCAAACUGAGAGAAAACGUUAUAAAACCGUUAUCCACCCCACCCAAGUUUUAUCAUUCGACUCAAGCUCAAGUUUUCUCAAAUUUGAGACAUCCAAGGGUUGUUUUUUCUCAACUCUAUCAGUAAUUGUGUAAUGGAAACUAGAUUUGAUGCAUGUGAAACUUCUUGAGGAUUUCUUACCUGAGAACACCUGUUUGUACGAUUGGUGUUGGUAUGGUAUGUUUUCUUGUCUAUAUUGAUGAGUAUGUGCACAUUUUGGUACUUGAGUACAUAGAGGCUAUUCAAUGAGUGGUAAUUAUUAGGAUCAAGUUAUCCAUUUGAGCAAGCAAGCAAGCAAGCAAGCUAUCUCAUAUGUAACUUACAAGCUUCAGGAAGAAUGAAUUCGAAGUCAUAAAUCAAUUGGUUAUAUUUUGUUUCUCCCAUGACAAGAAAGUGAAUUUUUAAGAUUGUAUGACAUGUUAUAUAAAGUCAUUUUACAGUGUGAAAUUUACCAGUAAGAUAUACCAAUGUCUGGAAGUUAAAACGUUUUUAACUGUAAGGGGAGACAAAUCUGUACAAUAUUCUUCUCCAGGAAACUAACAUAGAAAAUAAAAUCACUAAUGAAAAGAAAUACUAUAACGGUAAAAACAUCAAUAUAAGUUCAUUGGUUCAUUUAAAUUUACUAUUUAUGACAUUCUACUUAUAACAAAAUGAAUUAAACUAUGUGUACCAUUGUUUAUGUUAUUUUACAUUUUAUGCAGAGUUAUGUCCCCUUCCACAAUAAUUGAUUCUUCCAUGUCUGCACCGUGUAGACAAUAAUGGACUUAUCCAGAUCAAUGCAUGGCAGAGUUUAUUUAAGUUACAUAGGGGUGAAAGGGCUCAAUAAAGAUAAUGGUUAUAUUGAUGCAUGUUCAGUUGAUACUUUAUGAUUUGUUCUAUACUAGAUAUGGUAUUUUUAAGUUGAUACAAGAUGCACAGAGCCGGAUAAUUCCACCAAUUUAAUAUUUACAUUAGCAUAUAUACUGAUUCAUUAGAAAACAGAAUUUAAAUCUCCACUUCAUUGAAACAUUCUAUACCCAGUUACUAUAGAUUUAUAAAUAAUCCAAUCUUACUUUAAACAGUUUAUUUUUAAAAAAAAACACUAGAAAUGACAUGCUCAGUAUUACAAAUUACUAACAUGUCUCCAUUUUUAUUGUUAUUUCUAUUUAAUUGAUGGGAGGAGCAUGGAAAGUACACGACUGGAACAAUAUUUGUAUCACUAAAGCAUUAUGAUUAAUUUAUAUCAAUAAUGCAGAAAUCACAUGUAUGUGUGUUACUAGUUAAAAGUUUGAACUUUGAUUUUCAUUUACCGGUAAGGACAACAUCAUAUUUAGUACGAGUGUCCUUGGAGCUUAAUGUGAGUUAAAAAUGUGUUUUAAAAAGACAUGUGUAUCAUAGAAAAUCAUCAAUUUUCAUUAAUAGAAUACUAAUACAUGUAAAGUUAUAUGCGAUUUCGGAAUGAUUUUAUUUGGGUUCAUCAUUUUUUCAUCAAUGUGUAUGAUAUUGUAAAUUAGUGUGUUUAAUAAUAGUACACAAUUCUGUAAAUUGUAUUUAAAAACUUUAUGUAAAUAUUAAAAUCCAUCCAACAGUU